Molecule: messenger RNA, 1149 nt
Organism: Topomyia yanbarensis
Lineage: Eukaryota; Metazoa; Arthropoda; Insecta; Diptera; Culicidae
Product: histidine protein methyltransferase 1 homolog
Exons: 5
Coding region: 148-1005 (285 amino acids)
Biological process (GO): peptidyl-histidine methylation, to form tele-methylhistidine
Molecular function (GO): protein-L-histidine N-tele-methyltransferase activity
Source: RefSeq, a predicted model, not a curated record
CACGCUGGUGUUUGUGAGAAAAUUUUGACUCGACCGGCGCGAGAUCGGAAUUUAUUUACGUUCGAAAAACAUUCGAUACCACGAAUAACAUUUUUGUAAAUUAUUAAUUAAUUACACGAUUACCUGUUUAUUUUACCAUUUUUCAUCAUGUUUCAAUUUUCGUUCAACGAUGAUCGAAGUUCUUGCAGUGACACAAGUACGAUUUCCGAGCCACUGGCCCGAUUUGAAUGCAUGGAGAUAACGGAACCAAGAAAGCUAUUGCACGGUAUAAGCUUGGAACCGGACAACUUGCACGUAUUCGUUGCCAGCGUGGACAUUCAGGUGGAAUAUAUAAACUGUCUAACGCUACCGCAAGAGGAUCUAUCCGAUGAGAUUCAGACGGCGGAACUGGACCAUUCAGAUCUGAUUCCGGGAAAAUAUGAGGGGGGCAUGAAGGUAUGGGAAUGUACCUUCGAUCUGGGUGAACUGAUGGCUGAACGGGAGGAGUACAGGAAGCUGUUUCAGAAUGCGAAAGUGCUUGAUCUUGGAUGUGGUUCCGGAAUCCUUGGAAUUUUGGCGGUGAAGCUUGGCGCUGAUACGCUAGUAUUUCAGGAUUAUAAUAAAACUGUAUUGGAAAAGGUUACGGUGAAGAAUUAUUUCUUCAACUGCUCUGAGGAUAAGGAGAACACAUCCAGAACGGUGGCGCGUUUUUAUUCUGGAGAAUGGGGAAGUUUUGUAGGUAAGGUACAGGAGAAAUUUGACGUGAUCCUCACAUCGGAGACGAUUUACAAUGACAAGAACUACGGCACCUUGAUUGAUUUGUUCAAGUGUACGUUGAAGGCGAAAGGGGUUGUAUUGCUUGCAGCAAAAACCUACUACUUCGGUGUCGGCGGAGGAAUGCGUCUUCUAGAGCAAGCGUUGGACGAGGAUGGCACAUUUAACUACCGGACGGCAUGGAAGUGUGACGAUGGCGUUCAGCGAGAGAUUCUUGAGAUACGAUGGAAGCAAGUCGUACCGGAGAAAUAAUUCAUCCAAUGACCAAAGAACAGAAAGAGAGAAAGAAAACGGAUCCAAAGUUCAGCAGCUACCACCAGAGAAAAUCGACGAGGAAGUGGUAUCCUCCUUCGCCAACCGUGCACUGACUGAUUAACUGAGAUGAAAAGCAGCAGG